AUGCCGCCCCGGGCAUCUCUGACCAGCUCUUUCUCUGUCACCGACGCCAACAAUGAAGUUGUCUGUCCUCUGAAGAAUAACGAUGGGUCCAAUUGUCGGAAAAGAUGUCUGGGUGAGAAGCGUUAUCGCUCCAUGCAGGAGCACAUCCGUCGGGCCCAUCCGAACCACUACAUUCCGAAGCUCCCGGCCACCGAGGAGAGCUUUAUCUUAAUGGUCACCACCCCUCCCGAUCAACGAGCUCACCUGUCGCCUCCGAAUUCCACACCCUCUCGACGACGCAAUGACGUGGCAGACCGAGACAUCUAUGUGGCGGACGCUGGCUCCCCCGCGACCCCGCGCGGUAUUGACGAAACCCACCCCGCCGCUGCCACUGCGGCCGUGGCCCUUGCGCAGCUUCACCAUAACCGUUUAGCGUCUGACUGGGAGACAGAUAUGGAAACUCAUUCGGACAACGAUAUCGGUCCAAACCGCAUGAGAACCUCAAUCGAACUCCCCUCGCUUAGGGAUCACUUGAAACAGGAAUCGCUGCCUCCGUUUGCGCCCACUCGCCCGAGAGAACUCCUUCCGUCGAUCCUUAACCAUUCCCCGCCUGGUCGCUCUUCAACACUGCCUCCUAUUCAACGAAGGGACAAGCUGCCACGUUCUCGCAAAUCGUCAAUCACCGGUGCCAGGAAGCCCAAACAUGAACGGACCAAAUCGAAGGAAUACCCCCGGCGUCCUAGCUUGGGAGAUCGGAAAGCGCUAUCGGCUGAGCCACAGACUGCAGCCUGGGCGCAGGGCAAACGCUGGGAGGAUUUGAUCGAAGCGGCCACCUCCGCUACCGAGGCGGAUGAUGAACGUACAUCGGAGAUUGGUCGAUCCCCUACCAUUCCCCCGUUGAUUUCUCACAUCACAUCCGGUCAUCUGAACUCGAAACAUCGCUCAUCGCUGCCGCCUGCGUUCCAAGGACUACCACCCCCAACAUCAUCGCACCGGCCGUUCCCACCCCAUUCAUACGCGGCAUCUCCGUUACAUAAGUCGCUGACACCACCGCCCUACGACACCACUCGCAGCCGGGACAGCGAUCUGGAGCCCUUCCCUUCCAUUGAAUCGUCGCUCGAUUCAGCGUCAACCACAUCCGGUAGAAACUUUGGGUUUUCUCAUCUGCCCCCCUCGGUGAACUCGGAUUCCAGCCCGGUGUUGAACAUGUUCCCAGCGUCGGCAUCGCAACGCCAGCAUCAUCGCUUUUCGAACCCGACGCCGGCAUCAUUCCGAAACAAAGAGAUCCAGAUCUAUUGUGCCAGCUGCAAGCGGUCCUGGCCGCUGAAUGAGUGCUUCGCUUGCACCGAGUGCAUCUGCGGAGUGUGCCGCGAAUGUGUGGUGACCUUCAUCAGCAGCCCUCCAACGUCAUUCAGAAAUGUGACGUCGAGUCCAGGCAGUGCCAUGUCCCACGGUCCUACGAGCUAUCCAGGCCCCCGAGGAUGUCCACGAUGUCGAACCGUUGGGGGUAAAUGGAAAUCGUUCCAGCUAGAUUUCAAAGCUUGA
This is a messenger RNA of Aspergillus melleus, 1524 nucleotides long. RefSeq names its product putative transcription factor RfeD (gene rfeD). The transcript is spliced from 5 exons. The record is from RefSeq and is a predicted model, not a curated record. Bases 1 to 1524 code for a protein of 507 amino acids. Lineage: Eukaryota; Fungi; Ascomycota; Eurotiomycetes; Eurotiales; Aspergillaceae.